Messenger RNA from Aspergillus sclerotioniger CBS 115572, 1125 nucleotides. RefSeq names its product A4/G1 family peptidase. The record is from RefSeq and is a predicted model, not a curated record. Lineage: Eukaryota; Fungi; Ascomycota; Eurotiomycetes; Eurotiales; Aspergillaceae. Gene Ontology annotation, biological process: proteolysis. The transcript has a single exon. The coding region runs from base 170 to 997 and encodes 275 amino acids. Gene Ontology annotation, molecular function: glutamic-type endopeptidase activity.
GUGACAAGCAGAGAAGGUCAUCCGCAUGCGAUCUCGCAGAUCCAUAAGUGGGAUACAAUAAAGCCGAGCGUCUACGCCCUUGCGGGACGAAUUUGCCAUUUUUCGCCCUUCUAUUUCCGAGAUACCCACUACCAGAGGUGUGCUUCUCUCUUUGAAUUCGCCGCUCAUCAUGAAGUUCACAAAUUACCUUAUAACGACCGCCUCCCUUGCUGGCAGUGUCCUGGCUGCCCCCCGCAGUGGUCUGGCGGACAGAGUUCGUGCCCGGUCACUGUCCCGUCAGUCGCACCCUCUGGCACCAGUUCCAGGUGAUACAACCUCCGAGUACAGGCUGGCCGGAGGGUCCUCAGAUGCGACCCAGGUCACAUAUAGCAGCAACUGGGCGGGCGCCGUGCGCGAGCAACCACCUCCACAAGGUACAUAUUCUGCCGUGACAGCAACCUUUCGGGUUCCAGAACCCACGGGGACAAGUCAAAGUGGCACACAGGCCGGAUCCGCCUGGGUCGGAAUCGAUGGAGACACAUAUAGCGCCGCAAUUCUCCAGACGGGGAUUGACUUUUAUGUGGACAACGGGCAGACGUACAAUGACGCCUGGUUCGAAUGGUACCCGGAUUAUGCAUAUGACUUCAGUCUUGAAGUCAACACUGGGGACACGAUCGUGGCCAAGGUCCAAGCUCUCUCGCCUAGUCAGGGUGUGGCUACGAUUGAAAAUCUCUCAACGGGGAAGAAGGCAACGCAAACAAUCACAGCGCCUGCUGCGACGGCCACGCUUGGCGGUCAGAAUGCCGACUGGAUCAUUGAAGACUUCCAAGCAGGGGACUCAAUGGUUUCCCUGGCAGACUUCAGCGAGGUCAGCUUCUGGGGUGCGCAAGCAGAGGGGGGAGGGUCUACUUGGGGGGUGAAGGAUGCGUCCAUUGUCGAACUCAAACAGGGCAACCAGGUGUUGACGGAAGUAGACGUGCAAAGUGAUUCGGCCUUUACUGUGAAAUAUACGAGUUAAUGCGAGGACGCAUGGCUGAUUUUUCAUUCUUUGGAUCAUUUAAUCUGUGGCGUGUGAAUUCGAUUUCUAACAUUUUAUAAUGCUUUGAAUGACGGCCGGUGUUUACUUUGGUUGCUAAUCUGCGGCUC